Molecule: messenger RNA, 974 nt
Organism: Danaus plexippus (monarch butterfly)
Lineage: Eukaryota; Metazoa; Arthropoda; Insecta; Lepidoptera; Nymphalidae
Gene: Arglu1
Product: UPF0430 protein CG31712
Exons: 5
Coding region: 89-850 (253 amino acids)
Cellular component (GO): mitochondrion; nucleoplasm
Molecular function (GO): cadherin binding
Source: RefSeq, a predicted model, not a curated record
ACUAAAAGAAUGCUUUUCAUUGAAAGGUGGUAUAUUAGUGGGAUUUAGUAACUUUUAAGCUAAUGUUAACAAUCAGUAAUUGUUUAUAAUGGGUCGUUCAAGAUCUAGAAGUAAAACACCAAGGCGACAUCAUAAAAGUAGUAAGCACUCUCGAAAGAAGAGUCGUUCCAAAGAUAGGUCCUCUUCGCGUAGCCGAAGUUCUAAGCAUACCGAAAAAACUAGAGAAAGAAGUUCUAAGUCACGUAAGCGAUCACAUUCAGUUUCUUCCACUUCAAGCACCGAAGGCUCGUAUGAUGGUAACAGGGGAAGUAGGAAGAAAUCUAAAGGACGUAGCAAAAUGGAUGAAGUAGACCGACUUGCUGAAAUGGAAAGACAAAGACGUGUCAGAGAAGCGGAACAAAAGGUAGUGGAAGAAGAAGCAGCAAAGCGAAUAGAAUUGCUUGUAAAGAAAAGAGUUGAAGAAGAGUUGGAGAAAAGAAAAGAUGAAAUAGAACAGGAAGUUGCAAAGAGAGUCGAAGAAGCAAAACGGAAAAUGGAGAAGGAAAUGAUGGAGGAGCUGCAACGGCAAAGGGAGCAACAACGACGUGACGAGUUAGCUAGACAGGAGGCAGAAGCUCGUAAACGGAAAGAGCUGGAGGAAAUCAUGGCCGAAAAUAAUAAAAAAAUAGAAGAGGCACAGCGGAAGCUGGCUGAGGAGAGACUUGCGAUGAUUGAAGAACAAAGAAAAAUGGAUGAAGAGAGACAAAAACUGAAAAAAGAACAAGAGAAAAGAAUAAAAGAAGAACAAAAGAAGAUACUGGGGAAAAAUAAUUCAAGACCGAAGUUAUCAUUCUCAUUGAAACCACUUUGAUAUGUUGAAAUAUGUAAAUCAGUUGAAACAGCUGCAAAACAGUGUGAAUAUUCUCAAAUUAAGGACAAUUUUCUCUUGUAAUAAUAUAUAAAUUCAGCAUAAACAUGUCUAUUUUAUAAAACCA